UAAUAUUUUACAUAAUUAUAAUCAUAUUUCCUUAUUAAAUUCUUCUCUACUCCCUCUCGUACGUUCAACCCCUCCACUUAUUUUCACAUGCAAUUAAUGUAUAGUCUCUUUCCUUUGUCCCUUCAUUUUUUUCCUCGAAAUUAACAAACGACUCUAUCUCUAUGCAAUAAUUUAUAAACAUUUAUAUAUAUAUAUGUCCAAGUCUUUGAGCCCAUUUUCCAUAUGUUGAAUUAGCUCUUUUAUUAUUUAGUCCUGCUCUUCAGUUUUUUCUCUCUUUAUUUCAUUAUUCUUAGCCUCUUAACAAUACAUAUUUCUGCAUAAUAAUUAAUCCUUUCAUGCUUUUCUAAAUUGCAUUAGGAGUAGCAAUAAGGUUAAUUUCUGGGAAUCUAUAUACAUAAUUUAUAAAUAUAUAUAUAUAUAUUUAGAGAGAGAGCUAUGAAACCAGUAUUGCUGCAUGGGAUUCUUCAUGUGACAAUCGACGAGGUUGAUAAGCUUUCAGGUGGAUGUUGCUGCAUGUGUUUCUACAAGCUGACGAGCAAAGCUGAACACAAAUUUGGGCUUAAGAGGAAAGUUACACCCAGACUUUAUGCAUCAAUCGAUUUAGGGAACACCAAUGUUGGCCGAACCAGAUUGCUCGAACCAACAGCCUCCUCGAAUCCGCAAUGGGACGAGACGUUUCACAUUUGUUGUGCACACAUGACAUCUAAUGUUGUGUUCACUGUCAAGCAAAAUCGACUUGGCCCCGAUGAGGAGAUUGGAAUAGCUUAUUUUCCAGCUGAGAAACUUCUCAGUGGGAAAGAAGUAGACCAAUGGCUUCCUCUCUUGGAUGACAAGCAUCACAAGCCUCUAAGAGAUGGAUCCAAAAUCCAUGUCAAGUUGAAAUUUGUAGAGGUAUCUAAAGACAUUAACUGGUCACAAGGAAUAAAUGGCAAUGAUAAGUUUCAAGGUGUGCCUUACACAUUUUUUCCUCAAAGGAGUGAUUGUAGAGUUACCCUUUAUCAAGAUGCUCACAUCCCAGAUAAAUUUAUCCCCAAAAUCUCUCUUUCUGGGGGUAAGUAUUAUGAGCCUAAUAGAUGUUGGGAGGAUAUUUUUGAUGCCAUUUAUGAUGCAAAGUACUUGAUUUACAUUGCUGGUUGGUCUGUGUGUACUAGAAUUACUUUGAUCAGGGACAGUAGGAGGAGAAAGGAAGGAGGCGAUUUGACACUUGGCGAGUUACUUGUAAAGAAGGCUAAACAAGGAGUUAAAGUACUAAUUCUUGUUUGGGAUGAUAAAACUUCUCUGAAGUUGCUUAAGAAUGAUGGAGUUAUGUCUACACAUGAUGAAGAUACCGGGAGUUAUUUCGAAAACACUGGUGUCCACUGCGUCUUGUGCCCUCGAAUUCCUGAUGGUGGACAAGGCAUUAUUCAGGAAUUGAAGGUUUCCACCAUGUUUACUCAUCACCAGAAGACAGUGGUUGUGGAUAGUGAGAAUAUCUCAGGUGAUGGUGGAAUAUCAGAGAAGAGGAGAAUUGUUAGCUACCUUGGUGGUAUUGAUCUUUGUGAUGGGAGAUAUGACAAUCCUAAUCAUUCAAUUUUCCGGACUUUGAAUACAACCCAUUCUGAUGAUUUUCAUCAGAAUAAUUUCCGUGGUGCCUCAAUAGAAAAAGGUGGACCAAGACAGCCUUGGCAUGACAUUCAUUGCAGGGUAGAAGGGAGUAUUGCUUGGGAUGUUUUGUGCAACUUUGAGCAAAGAUGGAUGAAGCAAGGUCAUAACAAGGACUUGCUUUUUGAAUUGAGAAAGAUACAAGACACUUGUAUUAUACCUCCAUCUCCUGUUAUGUUGUUACCUGAAGACCAUGAGAAUUGGAAUGUUCAAUUGUUUCGAUCAAUUGAUGGAGGGGCUGCUUUUGGUUUUCCUACCACUCCAGAAAAAGCUGCUCAAGCUGGUCUUGUAAGUGGGAAAGAUCAGAUAAUUGACAAAAGCAUUGAGUAUGCUUAUGUCAACGCGAUUCGAAGAGCUAAGAACUACAUCUACAUUGAAAAUCAGUAUUUCAUUGGAAGCUCCUAUGGAUGGGACUCAAAAGAGUUCAAUGUUGACGAGGUCGGUGCUGUUCAUCCUAUUCCAAAGGAAUUGUCUUUGAAGAUUGUUAGCAAAAUUGAAGCUGGGGAGAGAUUUGUGGUCUAUGUUGUCAUUCCUAUGUGGCCAGAGGGCAUUCCUGAAAGCGGUUCUGUUCAGGCAAUAUUACAUUGGCAGAAAAUGACAAUGGAGAUGAUGUAUAAAGACAUUGCUAAAGCUCUCAAAUCCAAAGGACUUGAUGCAAACCCCAAAGACUACUUGGCAUUCUUUUGUCUUGGAAAUCGAGAGAUAAAGAAGAGAGGAGAAUAUGAACCCUCAAAGCAACCAGAAGAUGAUUCAGAUUAUAGCAGAGCUCAGCAAGCCAGAAGAUUCAUGAUCUAUGUUCAUGCCAAGAUGAUGAUAGUUGAUGAUGAAUACAUAAUCAUAGGAUCAGCCAACAUCAACCAGAGGUCUAUGGAUGGUGCUAGAGACACCGAAAUCGCCAUGGGAGCCUAUCAACCUCAUCAUGUUUCAACCCUGCAGCAGCCAGCCAAGGGACAGGUUCAUGGCCAUAGAAUGGCAUUAUGGUAUGAACACUUGGGAAUGCUUCAUGACACAUUCCUUGAACCCGAAAGCAUUGAGUGUGUGCGAAAGGUGAACCGAAUCGCUGAAAGUUAUUGGGAACUCUAUUGCAGGGAGAGCUUAGAGCAUGACCUACCUGGCCACUUGCUCAGUUAUCCUAUUAGAGUUACUGAACAUGGACAAGUGACAACUAUACCUGGACUAGAGUGUUUCCCAGACACUAAGGCUGGAAUACUUGGGUCCAAAUCAGAUCUAAUACCUUCAAUCAUCACUACUUAAUUUCAAAUUAUUUAAACUCGUUAUGUCAAUAGUGAAAAUGUCUUUCUUUAUUUAUUUUAUAUCGUGUCUAUAGCUUGAAAUACUAAUGUGAUUGUGUGAGGUCAUUAUUUUAAUUGAUUUUUCAUGUAAAUUUGCUGCAUGUUAAUUUGUUAAUGCCAUUGUGCCAAGUGCUCUUUUCAA
Cannabis sativa is the source of this 3075-nucleotide messenger RNA. Its product is annotated as phospholipase D alpha 1. Lineage: Eukaryota; Viridiplantae; Streptophyta; Magnoliopsida; Rosales; Cannabaceae. Gene Ontology annotation, biological process: phosphatidylcholine metabolic process; phospholipid catabolic process. Bases 436 to 2895 code for a protein of 819 amino acids. Gene Ontology annotation, cellular component: plasma membrane. The transcript is spliced from 3 exons. The record is from RefSeq and is a predicted model, not a curated record. Gene Ontology annotation, molecular function: calcium ion binding; D-type glycerophospholipase activity.